AUGACGCUGAUUUCCCAAGCUCUCCUCGCCCUCGCUGUUGCCGGCACCGCGCUGGCCACGCCCAUGGUCGCCGAGAGGAACGAGAUGAGGCCAGACUGCACCCACACGGUCAACACCUGGCAAGCGUACACCUAUGGACCGACCUCAACUGUUUGGACCGAGACUGCGACGGCCACCCAGACGGUCGACUGCCAGGGCUGCGAGUCGGCGCAGUACAGCGAGCUUUACUUUGGUCCAGGACCCGUUGUCAUGUUCACAGCCACCGUAACGGCCGAGACGGCCUCGACAACCACAGUGCUGGCCUGCAGCAAGACGGCCGCUUAA
This is a messenger RNA of Cordyceps fumosorosea ARSEF 2679, 324 nucleotides long. RefSeq lists its product as hypothetical. The transcript has a single exon. Lineage: Eukaryota; Fungi; Ascomycota; Sordariomycetes; Hypocreales; Cordycipitaceae. The record is from RefSeq and is a predicted model, not a curated record. The coding region runs from base 1 to 324 and encodes 107 amino acids.